This is a messenger RNA of Trichomonas vaginalis G3, 399 nucleotides long. RefSeq lists its product as uncharacterized. The transcript has a single exon. The record is from RefSeq and is a predicted model, not a curated record. Bases 1 to 399 code for a protein of 132 amino acids. NCBI's taxonomy places the organism in Eukaryota, Parabasalia, Trichomonadida, Trichomonadidae.
AUGGAAAACAAGCUUGAAGCAAAAGACAAAAGCAUUCAGAAAAGAAUACCACGUUCGGUACCAAAAGGUAAGGAAAAGAACUAUAAGUAUAUGAUUUAUACUGAAGAGAUGGAAAAUGAAGAAGAUAAAGAUAUGGUUAUGUUGCAUUUAGUCAGAAGAAACAACAAAAGCUUUUACGACCUUGCUAAGAUUUACAAAUCUGACAGAAAUUGGUUCUAUCGCGAAAACUUACCGAUUUCAAUGACCCCAAAUGAAGAUGUGAAACAAAUAGUUCAAGAUACGUUACCUCAAACACACUAUGAUAUGAAAGGUUGUACAAUACUUACCUUCAAAGAAGACUUACCGCUACUGAAAGAAAAAAUAACAGAGUAUUUUGACAACUUCAAACAUGUAGGGUAG